UGCAGAUUCAUGCGCCUAUUAUGCUUCAUGACGUACUUUUUGUUGAUUGUGAAUGCACGCAUACUAGGCACUGCUAGGCACGGCAGUUAAUGUAUGAAACUUGACGUGAUUAACGUUAAAGGAAGAAGAAAUUUGUGUUUUUGUGCCCAAGUAUUUUUUUUUUCCAGUCUUAACGUUAAUAUCAUCAAGAGUAUAAUUGUCGCGGUAAUCAUUAUGGAUCAAGAGGAUGUUUUAACGAUACUGAAGAUUCUUAUAAUAGGUGAAUCUAACGUUGGAAAAUCGAGCAUACUCCUCAGGUUCACAGAGGAUGAAUUCUGCGAGAAUAUGCAAAGCACAGUCGGAAUGGAUUACAAAACCAAACAGAUAACUCUCGAUGGCAAUACAGUGAAACUCGCGAUUUGGGAUACUGCAGGCCAAGAACGAUUUCGUACUUUAACACCAAGUUACUACAGAGAUGGCCAGGGUGCUAUUUUAAUGUACGAUGUUACGGAUCGAAACACAUUUGUAAAAUUGGAGACAUGGCUCAAUGAAUUGAAUACAUACUGCAAUAGAACGGAUAUUGUCAAGAUGGUAGUAGGUAAUAAAAUAGAUCUGCCAAAUAGGGAAGUGAGCACUGAGGAAGGUCUGCAGUUUGCCAGAAGACAUCAGACUCUAUACAUCGAGAGUAGUGCAAAAACAGCUGAUGGAGUAAAAUGCUGCUUUGAAGAACUUGUACAAAAGAUAAUACAGACACCUGGUCUUUGGGAUACUCACUCUACACGAUUAUACGAUAACGGCACCAUGAGUGCUUCAAGGUAUCGAGUCGGAAAAAGAGGAAUGCAGUUAGCCAACGACUAUCAAUCUCGAUCACCCACUGAGCAACCAUUAUCAAAUUGUUAUUGCAGUUUAUUGUAAUCGUGGUAUUAUGAGAAAGUGCAUGCACAAGUUUACAACAAAUGUAUGCACAAUAUGUUAAGGUUGAGACUCUACACACAAAAAAAAAUAAAUAAAUUCCGAGAAGCAACGCGGGAGAGAUCACGUACAAUAUAUCAUCACUUCAUACGCGCUAUGCACUCGGAUCUUACAAAACUUAUUAGGAAAUAAUUUUGUAAGAUGCAUGUAUCCACUUAUAUCACAUACACACAUUAACUAUAAUUGGAAACUAAGUCUUGAAUCUGGUAUAAAUAUUUAUGGCGCAAAAGAUUUAAUGAAAUUUUGUGUUGGUGUAAACACAAUUAAUGUAUAUUGAAGAAAUAAUUUUAGAUAUUGAAUGAUACAUUUCUAUAAACCAUAAAUAUUCUGUUCACAUUUUUUUACAAGUAAAAUUCGACAAUUUUUAUAAUCUUCAGUUAUAUGUAUCAUUUUACAUUGUGCACAAUAUUUGCGCUUGAUGCAUAUUAUUGUUGUUACAUCUGAAAAAUGUGUAUUAUACUGUAAAAAUGUACCUAGGAAUCCUGCUUUGUUACUAUGUUUAUAUUGUGCUAAUUUUUAGAUUCUAUAAUCUCAUUAGGAAUAUAUGCUGUGCCGAAAAAAUGGGGAGUAUAUAUUUCACAGAGAUUUCACUAAACAAUGGUGAUAUUAUAUAUAAAUUGAUACAUUAGUUCUAUAACUUAUUCUCUAUAUGUAAAUAAAAAAUUUUC
Molecule: messenger RNA, 1619 nt
Organism: Formica exsecta
Lineage: Eukaryota; Metazoa; Arthropoda; Insecta; Hymenoptera; Formicidae
Product: ras-related protein Rab-18-B-like
Exons: 4
Coding region: 94-894 (266 amino acids)
Molecular function (GO): GTPase activity; GTP binding
Source: RefSeq, a predicted model, not a curated record